UUCCUAUCAGAGCCUGAAUCACAGACAGUACCUUAGAGUCUAAGCUUAGGCACCUUGUGCCUUGUUUUUGUAGCUAAGGAUUCUCAGAGUUGUGGGAUGCUGAAGAAGUUUAUCCCAAAAGCUGUCAUUCUACUUCCUCCACAAACUUCAUCAUGGCAGUAUCUUCCACCACUUGUUUUGGUCCAAGGGCAGAAAUGAGCAUCCUGGAAACCAAUCAGUACUUGCUCUCUGAACUGGAAAAGUGCAAAGAGAACUUCCAAGACCUCACAGAGAAAUUCCUGACAUCCAAAGCUACUGCCUACUCCCUGGCCAAUCACCUGCAGAAAUACAAGUGUGAAGAGUGCAAAGACCUUAUAGAAUCUGUGCUGGAGGAGGAGCUGCAGUUUCAGGAGAGAGAGCUGGCUGAAUUGCUGAGGCCAGCUGCAAGGCUCCGGAUACAUGAUCCCUUAAUUCAGGCUCAGGCUGAAGAACUGACCCACUUACGACAGAAGAUACAGGAAGGGAGAGGUGUCUGCUACCUUUUCACCCAGAAUGUGAAGAACACAGUCAAGUAUUUUGAGGGCCUUCUCAGGAACACUGGCAUUGCCUACUAGAGACAGAGAUUCUGUGAGCAAAUGGUGCAAGGAAGCCAGCUGACAGAGAUCCUUGUCAGAAAACUUGCCACAGGCUCAGGAAGGAAGUCCAGGAGGAAGAAAUGGAUGAAGUCCUGGAGGACUCACUAGAUGAACAGUAUUUGACUCAUUCCAGCCACCAUGACUCCCACCAGCUUCCGAGCAGCAAUGCCUUCCUCUCUGAUGCACAGGAAGACCCCUCUGCUCUGGAUAUAGAAGAUGAGAUCUAGAACCAGCAGCAGCACCUGAAGGAGACCCUUUUCAUCAACAACUGCCUGUGAGAAAAGCUAGAACGUCAUCUCAGCAGCUUUGAUGAAGAAAAUGGAUGCACCUCUAACCUCUACAGGCAGAUCAUAGAUUCCAUUUUCCAGCUGUACAAUGAAAACAGAGUUCUCAGAGAAUACCGGAGACUCCCCCGACUUGCCUGAAUCAAAUUUCCAGAGGUAAGCGGAGAAAGGCCACAAUAUGAAGUCACUCUCAGAUGGGUCCCUUCUCUUGUCACACUCCACUGUAGAAACAAAAGAGGACGGGGAGGCCAGAACUGCUCAAAACCUUAUAACCCACAAUUCUCAUAGUUAUUCUCAACUUAGAGAGGGCUGAUUUCUAGAUGCACCUCCUCCAGGCCCCCAGACCGCCAGGCUCCAGGAAUAAGUAGCUCUAAGAAAUAUAGUAUUUUGGUGCAAGCCACACUCCACUAUUGCAAAUUGGAGAAGAGAAGGACAAACUUAAAAGGUGAAAAGAUUUAAGAGAACAAAAUGGUGAAACGCCGUCUCUAAUAAAAAUACAAAAAUUAGCUGGGCGUGGCGGCACGUGCCUGUAGUCCCAGCUACUCAGGAGGCUGAGGCAGGAGAAUCACUUCAACCUGGGAGGCAGAGGUUGCAGCGAGCCAAGAUUGCGCCAAUGCAUUCUAGCCAGGGUGACAGAGCAAGGCUCCAUCUC
Gorilla gorilla gorilla (western lowland gorilla) is the source of this 1550-nucleotide messenger RNA. Its product is annotated as neuroblastoma breakpoint family member 6-like protein. The coding region runs from base 153 to 593 and encodes 146 amino acids. The record is from RefSeq and is a predicted model, not a curated record. The transcript is spliced from 7 exons. Lineage: Eukaryota; Metazoa; Chordata; Mammalia; Primates; Hominidae.